GGCGGUCCGGAGUGGAGGGUUCUAGAAGGCGUGAGGUUGGGGGAUCGAAGAGAGCUCAGAGGCGGUUUCUCGUGGGUAGCGGUGGUGGCGGCUACUGCGGCGUCUGGGAACACGAACGACUGGGGUCGCGGACGCAACCUCAUCUGGAAAGCCAUGGCAGCCCUCGGCCGGCCCUUUAGCGGCCUCCCUCUGAGCGGCAGCGCGGACUUCCUGCAGCCGCCGCCGGCCUUCGCGGGCCGGGCCUUCCCGCCAGGAGCCGCCGGCCAUGACCUGGCCCCGCGGCCGGGUGUCCGCGGCGCACCAAGCAGCCCGGUCGGGAGAACAGCGCGCGGACGUGUUUCCAUUCACUGUAGAAAGAAACACAAGCGAUUGGCGGAGGAUGAUGAAUGUCCAGUAAGAAAGAAACGACUGGUUGAAGCUGAACUUGGUGCAGUUGCUGAUGAAUGGGUUCUGGGCGCACAGCAGGGUCAUGGGGUCAACACGUGUCCCAGUGGCCUUUCUGUGCCCAGCAUGCUAGAUGCUGUUUGUGAAGAAAUGGAUCAGACAACUGGAGAACCACAGUUUGAAGUUGCCCGAAGGAGGCUUCAAGAGAUUGAGGACAGGAUAAUUGACGAAGAUGAAGAGGUUGAAAGUGACAGAAAUGUUAGCCACCUCCCAAGUCUUGUCCUUUCUGACACCAUGAAAACGGGUUUGAAGAGGGAAUUUGAUGAAGUCUUCACAAAGAAGAUGAUUGAGUCUAUGAGCCGUCCUUCUAUGGAGCUUGUGCUCUGGAAACCUCUCCCUGAACUCCUUUCUGAGAAGCCAAAGCCAUCAUCUAACCCUAAGAACUACAUGGGAGAGAGCCGAACAAAGCACACAGCUACGGGCCCUGCCUUCCCACGGAGAACUGAACUGUUCCUAGAACCUCAGUGCACAGACACGCCGCUUUCCCAGAGUCUGCAGACAGCUGCUAACACAGAGGAAGAGAUGGAGCUCUAGGCACCAGUUUCUGCUCCAACUUGACAAGUGGUAGAAGGCUCCUGUGUUCAGUAUGAGCCUGCCUGCACACUAUAGGGGCCUGAAAGUUUUAUGAAACGGGUGUAAUAUCUCCUCUGCCUGUGACUUGGGUGGGACUGUCAUUGUGGGUAGCCAUUUAUUGAAUUCAACUUCUUGCCAAGGAAGCUUAUCUCAAGGGAAAUGCAGUUUUUUAGUAGGCUUAUCCAAGAAAUGUUACAGUCUCUUUAAAGACAGCUAUAGAUGCUGGAUGUGUUAUGGUGACUUAAGUCAUCUGUCACAUUGUUGAAGCCAUUCAUUCUUGAAAUGAUUAUAUACAGGAAUGCUCCUAAUUGCCACUGCACCAAUUGCUGAGUCAUGUAUUGAGCUACUUGUAGUGGUCACUGUACACUUGGGGCUAGGGGCUGGUGGGGGGGGGGGGGAUAGCACGGAUUGAACAAGCAAAGAAACUUGUGUUGGUGUCAGGUUGGUGUUGCCGGAUCACUCAAGCAGUAGCCCUUGGUCUCCUUUCAUGACUGAUAAGCUCAGUUAGUCAGUAAUGUUUACACCUCAAUUAACUUCAGUGAUUGAUUUAAAGAGUGUGAGGUAAAUUGCCUGUGAGAGAAGUGUCUUUCGUGAAUCCUAAGGACAUGCUGUGUCAGCUAAACCUACCAUUGAUUGCUUCUAGAGUUUAAAAAGGGAAGGUUGUGCCUGUAUUAGCAAGUUGAGUGUUUUAAUGUUGGUUCUGAAAGCAGUGAAUUAGCUGAAAGGAAAUGGACAAGUGUCUUGGAGAUUUACUGAAAUAGCUGAUUGUCUGGUGCUUAAGCUGUUGUGCAGUAAGCCUAACCAUUAGCAAAAGAUGGCCUCCUCCCAGCAGGAAAUCUUCACCCUUUAGUACCUGAACCAGGCUCAAGGUGUUCUUUGGGAAUAACCAGGGUUAAAGUUUUUAAUUUCUCAGGAAGAGCUCUUCAGCAUGGCAGGACGUGUACUGAAGGCCUGGCAGGUCCUUCAGCACUGUAGAGCAGGAACAUGUCUGGUGAGUGUGGUGGCUCUUUCUACAGCAGAACACCUCGGUUCAGUUUUCAGUUUCUGGGUCUCUUCUCCCUUUAUAUAGGGGAAAACAAGAGGUUUAUGCUGAGUAGAGGUAAAUUUUCAGAAACUUAGGUUCCUGGCAUUUUGCAACCCAUGCUGAAAUCCCUCCUGUGGAUGGCAUAGGAGUCACACGUCUCCUAUGUUCAUUGGACUGUUUUCUUCUCUUGCCUGUUGUUCCUGCUCUCUCUUUCUGUCUGGAUGUCAGGAAAAGGUUUAAUGUUUAAUAUUUAAACAAAAUAUUUAUGUCUACACAAUAAAGUUACUCAACCUUCAAACCAGUAUUGAAACCAGCUACUUGUUUCUUCAUCUCAGACUCAGAGGUGAAUGAAAACUGUCUUCUGUUGAAAUGUGUUUGACUCGUGUCAUUUGACAAACUCCUGGCUAAUUCAAUGGGACCAACUUGUGAAGUUUAUAGCCUUAAAGAAAUCUCUGUGCUAGAACAGUUUAGAAAUGUGCAGGGACUGCCAAGAGUCUGGAGUUAGCCCAGUGUUAGGGUAGGAAGGAAGUGGCAGCUUUCCAAAGGGCCUGAAACACCAGGACUGCCUCUGUGAAAGGCCUGAAGUGGCUUUGAUGCAGUUGGUGACCACUUGAGAGCAGAGAUGUCUUAACUCGUCAGGCAGGCGUCCUUACCUGACAUGACAUGUUUCAGCAGGAACGUGGAUGUUCCGUGCUCCUUUUUGGACUUUAUCUUCUUGAACAUGUUUGUACAAAAAUCAUCUUCAUCCUUGUGGUGCUUACACCCAACCGUCCACAGCCCUGAAGCCUCUGCAUUCUGUUUUCUUUCUAGUAUAAGACUUUGGCUUUUGCCUUAAGGUUUUCCUAAAGAAUUAACAGGUUUUUCAUCUUGUAUAGUUUUUACAGUGUGAAUCAAACAUGGACUCAGUGUGCUAAUGUGAAGGUCAACCGUUACCUAAAGCAGGUGAGCUCUGAGGAACAAAUGCGUGUUUUCAAUGAGUUGGGUGUGGGUGUGCGUGGGUUUUUUGGUUCUUGGCUUGGGUUUUUGUUGUUCUUAGUAUGAAGAAAUAUGAGAAUCCAGUUCUCAUGAUAAAAAAAUCAGUUAAAAAUUGCUCGUUUUUAAAAAGAUAAAACUAAGAUUUAGAAACAAGACAGGUCUUAGAACUGAGGGGAGACUCUUAGCCAGCAGGUUCGUUCACCGCUCUGGAUCUGGAGCCUGGCUUUGUUUAUAGACAAGAAUGCUGCAGUACUAGCCACGUUCUGGAAGAUGUGUCAGAUUUGCUUUAAAGAUGAGAACCUGGUGUUUGUGUAUUAUUUUCAAUAAAACUCAAUGUUUUGAACUUUUAAAGUA
This is a messenger RNA of Grammomys surdaster, 3370 nucleotides long. It is a transcript of the gene Ccdc117, whose product is annotated as coiled-coil domain containing 117. The coding region runs from base 154 to 978 and encodes 274 amino acids. The record is from RefSeq and is a predicted model, not a curated record. NCBI's taxonomy places the organism in Eukaryota, Metazoa, Chordata, Mammalia, Rodentia, Muridae. The transcript is spliced from 5 exons.